Molecule: messenger RNA, 1640 nt
Organism: Scomber japonicus (chub mackerel)
Lineage: Eukaryota; Metazoa; Chordata; Actinopteri; Scombriformes; Scombridae
Gene: prr13
Product: proline rich 13
Exons: 3
Coding region: 31-579 (182 amino acids)
Source: RefSeq, a predicted model, not a curated record
AGGAUUUAGUGUGAGUUAAGAUACGUGACCAUGUGGCCGAAUCAAGGUCCUCCCCCUCCAAUGGGACCACCAAACCCAGCCUUCCCUCCUGCUUAUAACCCUGCGUGUCCUCCUGUCCCUCCUCCUGGAGCAUUCCCACAUCCUCCACCUCCAGCAUACCCACCUGGCCAUUUCCCACCUGGUGUGAAUCCAGCAAUGCCACCUCCAGGGGCGAUGCCCUAUGGAGCACCAGGGCCUCAACCUUAUCCUAUGGCUCCUGGUGGAUUUCCACCUGGUGGAUUUCCACCAGGUGUCCACCCUACAGGCGUUCACCCAGGUCCAUACCCGCACUCCCCAAAAGGUCAUAAAGGCCAUAAAGGCCAUAAAGGCCACCACAAAGGUCAUCAUCAUGGAGGGCUAAAUCCCAUGACUGCAGCAUUAGGCGGGGGAGUGGCAGGAGUGGGAAUGGGGAUGGUCGGACAUAAAGCCCACAAAAAGAUGAAGAAGAUGAAGAAGGCACACAAGCAUAAGCACCACAAACAUGGCGGCAAGUCCUCCAGCAGCAGCAGUAGCAGCAGCAGCAGCAGCGACAGCGACUGAGGCCACCAGUCCACUACACAGCUGUCACAGAAAGGUUGCUCUAACAAAGAGCUACCUGACUAUUAACUACAAACACAUACAAUUAAUUGCUAAUAUUUUAACAAGAUUUCUGUUGCAAUACAGGAUUUUAUCAUAUCCUCAUUGGGCUAUAUAUAACACUAAAAGUGCGUAAAGGCUAUUACUGGGAACAUAUUCACAUCAUUACUGAAUAUUAUUGGUGAACUGUUUCCACCAUGCGGGUGUUUAUUUGGAUAUUGAUGUUAGGGACAUGUUCCUAUCAAUAUCAGGGUGUUGCUGUGUUGUCCCUGCCAAUAUUUUUACGUAUCUCAAACAAUCUAGAUGCUUUAACUCCAUGGAAUAUUGGUGGUAACAUCUUUGUAGAGUUGCCAAAUUUGUGUGUUUGUGUUGUCUGCAAGAAAUAUGGGGGAUACUCAACCUGAUGGUCUAACAACCUUCAACUACAAGCUGUGCACAUUGUUGACUAGCAGCAGUCGGCAGCAGCAGUGGAGUCGAUGAGGUGGAGAAUAUUAGCGGUUAAUGCUCAGACGCGAUGUUUAAUUAAACAACUUUAUUAUUGUUAGUAAAAAUUCCUCCCAAAAUCAAAUGAAAACAUCUGGUCCUUUUUUUUUUUUUAAAGAAAAACCAAAGUGUCAGUAACAGUUGAACUUAGUAAGAAUGUUUCAUAAUCGGUCCAAAUAAUCAUCUUUGAAUUUGUUGGAAGAAAUAUUUACUACUUAAGUCCUUCUCUCCCCAUUUGUGUGAAGUGUGUAGUUAUUUUUGCAUAUGUGUCAUUAAGACUGAGAUGAGUAUUACUUUUGUAAUAUAAAGAUUAAUUAGCCACAGCUCAUCCAACUGAUCUGUUUGUGAUUGUCAGUCAUAAUUUUAUGAUGAUCAUCAUCAUUUCAGUAGGGACUGUGCACUUUCAUCUUAAUGCUUAACUUUCUCUGUUUGAGAAAAUGUAACACUGUGAUUCAGUAAAAGAAAAUGUGUAAGAAUCUGUCAUUUUUCAGUUUUUCCUGAUUUUUUUGAAUGUAACUAAUUUGAAAGAUUAGCUAUGUAUU